Thamnophis elegans (Western terrestrial garter snake) is the source of this 1161-nucleotide messenger RNA. RefSeq names its product exosome component 7 (gene EXOSC7). Gene Ontology annotation, cellular component: nuclear exosome (RNase complex); cytoplasmic exosome (RNase complex). Gene Ontology annotation, biological process: nuclear mRNA surveillance; U1 snRNA 3'-end processing; U4 snRNA 3'-end processing. NCBI's taxonomy places the organism in Eukaryota, Metazoa, Chordata, Lepidosauria, Squamata, Natricidae. The transcript has 8 exons. The record is from RefSeq and is a predicted model, not a curated record. Bases 95 to 1054 code for a protein of 319 amino acids.
AACGGGAAGAAACUAAAAAGCAGCGACGGGAAAGCCGAAGGAGAGUGACGUAAUCAGAACGCGCUACAAAGGCGCGAGGCUCUAACGGAACUCUAUGGUGGUGUCAGGCGCCUUUUUUGACAAUCGGAUAAACGGUUCUUGGUGUUGGAGAAGAAGGCGCCUGCGCUUAGGACUAAUUAUUAUGGCGUCGGUGGUCCUAAGCGAGGCGGAAAAGAUUUACAUCAUGCAUGGUGUCCAGGAAGAUCUUCGAGUUGAUGGCCGUGGCUGUGAAGAUUAUAGAUGUAUAGAAGUGGAAACAGAUGUGACAUCUAAUACAAGUGGAUCUGCUAGAGUAAAACUUGGACACACAGACAUCCUGGUUGGAGUCAAGGCAGAAAUGGGAACACCAAAGCUGGAGAAACCAAAUGAAGGCUGCUUGGAAUUCUUUGUUGAUUGUUCAGCAAAUGCUACUCCAGAAUUUGAAGGACGUGGUGGUGAAGAACUUAGCACUGAGAUCGCAAAUACCCUCUAUAGGAUAUUUAAUAAUGAGAGCAGUAUCGACUUGAAAACCCUCUGUAUUAAUCCCAGACAGCAUUGCUGGAUACUUUAUGUUGAUGUUUUGUUAUUGGAGUGUGGUGGUAACUUGUUCGAUGCCAUCUCAAUUGCAGUGAAGGCAGCACUCUUUAAUACCAGGAUCCCCAAAGUACGUGUUUUGGAGGAUGAAGGAGGACAUGAAAUUGAACUGUCUGAUGAUCCUUUUGAUUGUCUUCGACUCAAUGUUUAUAAUAUUCCUUGUAUUGUUACCUUAAGCAAAAUUGGCUAUAGACAUGUGGUCGACGCCACUCUUCAGGAAGAAGCAUGUUCCUUGGCUAGCCUCCUUAUUUCUGUAACAAGUCAGGGUAUUAUCACUUGCAUGAAAAAAGUGGGAAGAGGGAGCCUUGACCCAGAAAGCAUUUUUGAGAUAAUGGAGACUGGAAAAAGAGUAGGCAAAUUGCUGCACACCUCCUUGCAAGCUAUUUUAGAUAAAGAAGAGAGUCUUGGAACAGCACAAAAAAAAGUUGGAUUUCUGGGAUGAGUGCCAUCAUCAACUUCAAUCAGUUGAAUUUUUACUUAAAAGUGUGUGUUUAUUGGUUUGUUUGUUUCUACAGAAUUCAAUAUAUUUUAAAUAAAGGAUUACUCAUA